AUGGGGUGUGGGUACAGCAGAGACUACACUAUCGACUACACUAUCGACUACACUAUCGACUACACUAUCGACUACACUAUCGACCACACUAUCGACUACACUAUCGACUACACUAUCGACUACACUAUCGACUACACUAUCGACUACACUAUCGACCACACUAUCGACUACACUAUCGACUACACUAUCGACUACACUAUCGACCACACUAUCGACUACACUAUCGACUACACUAUCGACUACACUAUCGACUACACUAUCGACUACACUAUCGACCACACUAUCGACUACACUAUCGACCACACUAUCGACUACACUAUCGACUACACUAUCGACCACACUAUCGACUACACUAUCGACUACACUAUCGACUACACUAUCGACUACACUAUCGACUACACUAUCGACCACACUAUCGACUACAUUAUCGACUACACUAUCGACUACACUAUCGACCACACUAUCGACUACACUAUCGACUACACUAUCGACUACACUAUCGACUACACUAUCGACCACACUAUCGACUACACUAUCGACUACACUAUCGACUACACUAUCGACCACACUAUCGACCACACUAUCGACUACACUAUCGACCACACUAUCGACUACACUAUCGACUACACUAUCGACUACACUAUCGACCACACUAUCGACUACACUAUCGGCUACACUAUCGACUACACUAUCGACUACACUAUCGGCUACACUAUCAACCACACUAUCGACUACACUAUCGACUACACUAUCGACUACACUAUCGACCACACUAUCGACUACACUAUCGACUACACUAUCGACUACACUAUCGACUACACUAUCGACCACACUAUCGACUACACUAUCGACUACACUAUCGACUACACUAUUGACUACACUAUCGACUACACUAUCGACCACACUAUCGACUACACUAUCGACCACACUAUCGACUACACUAUCGACCACACUAUCGACUACACUAUCGACUACACUAUCGACUACACUAUCGACCACACUAUCGACUACACUAUCGACUACACUAUCGACCACACUAUCGACUACACUAUCGACUACACUAUCGACUACACUAUCGACUACACUAUCGACUACACUAUCGACUACACUAUCGACCACACUAUCGACUACACUAUCGACUACACUAUCGACCACACUAUCGACUACACUAUCGACUACACUAUCGACUACACUAUCGACUACACUAUCGACUACACUAUCGAACUUAAUACUUUGGAUUGGUGGGGCAGUUAG
Molecule: messenger RNA, 1254 nt
Organism: Oncorhynchus mykiss (rainbow trout)
Lineage: Eukaryota; Metazoa; Chordata; Actinopteri; Salmoniformes; Salmonidae
Source: RefSeq, a predicted model, not a curated record